Messenger RNA from Peniophora sp. CBMAI 1063, 468 nucleotides. The record is from the annotation of a GenBank genome assembly. NCBI's taxonomy places the organism in Eukaryota, Fungi, Basidiomycota, Agaricomycetes, Russulales, Peniophoraceae.
AUGACGGACCCAAACCUACCCACUUCCUCGACUGCGACUACCGCGCCCUCGCCGGUCAAUAGUUCUGAAAACCAGGCUUCAGGAAUUACACCAGAGCCUGGCACAUUUGCUGCCUCUGACUCUUUUGGUGACGAAGUCGCCGCCCUCGUUCUGGAGAUCGAAAAGCAAAGGGCGAGUAUGAGGGCGCGGGCAGCGGAUGACGAAGCCCUGAGCAACUCGAUUGAGAAGUUCACUCGCGACACGAGUGCCGCCUUGACAUCCGUGAGCGAGUCAGCACAAGAGCUCGCGCGAGAGGUCAAGCGCAAUUUGGAGACUAUGAAAGAAGACAUCGUUCAGCAAGUGAAAGCGCGUGUAGAUGCGGCGAAUGAGGAGAUGGACAUGCGAAUCAGCAGCCUAAAAACCGCGCCUCGGUCGGAGUGGGAGACUAUUAUGUCUGCCUGGCCACCUCUUGGGCGCUCUCGCGCGUAG